This is a messenger RNA of Dendrobium catenatum, 1425 nucleotides long. Its product is annotated as scopoletin glucosyltransferase-like. Lineage: Eukaryota; Viridiplantae; Streptophyta; Magnoliopsida; Asparagales; Orchidaceae. The record is from RefSeq and is a predicted model, not a curated record. The transcript has a single exon. The coding region runs from base 1 to 1425 and encodes 474 amino acids. Gene Ontology annotation, molecular function: UDP-glycosyltransferase activity.
AUGGGAUCCUCCACCGCCGAACUCCACAUUUUCUUCCUCCCUUUACUCACCCCCGGCCACAUGAUCCCCAUGCUUGACCUCGCCGUUCUCAUCUCCGGUCGAGGCAUACGCAGCAUCAUCAUCACCACUCCAUCCAACGCCGAUCUCAUUCGCCUCUCUCUCUCCGACUACAACAACCCCAAUAUUCACCUCCUUACCAUCCCUUUCAUCUCCGAGAACUCCCUCCACCAGCCCGAAAACCUAACGAGUCUUCCCACCCCAGAAGUCACUCCCGACUUCUUCGCCUCCCUCUGCUGCCUUGAAUCUCACGUCGAAAACCUCCUCCUCACCCACCGACCAGACUGCAUUAUCUCCGACAUCUUCUACCCGUGGACCACCGCCCUCGCUAAGCGCCACGGCAUUCCCCGGAUCGUCUUCCAUGGCACCAGUUACUUCGCCUUCACCCUCAUGAGCGUCAUCAGCCUCCUUCGUCUCUAUGACUCUGUUUCCACCUCUGAUGAGCUUUUUCUCGUCCCCGGCUUAACUCAUUCCAUCAAGAUGACCCGAUCCCAGUUGCCGCAGAUAAUCACUUCGCCGUCAGAGUUCACCACCGGAUUUGCCUCUUCAUGGGAAGAAAAUUACGGCAUGGUUAUGAACACCUUUUACGAACUCGAGCCUGCCUACGCCGAUUCUUUCAAAUCCACUGGAGGGGUGCGAAGCUGGCAUGUAGGCCCUGUUUUCCUCUCCCGCCAUUCUGCAGACACAGGUGGGGUUGCGAAAUGCGAAGUUUUUGAUUGGCUCGACGGAAAGGAAGCCAGCUCUGUUCUUUAUGUGUGCUUUGGUAGCCUGCCGCGUUUUACGGCGGCCCAAUUUCAAGAGAUCAGGGCGGGGUUGGAGGCGGCCGGCCGGCCUUUUGUGUGGGUGGUAAGGGAAGAUCCGGUGGCGGAGGGAAAUGUUCCGGUUUCCGGAGAAGGAUCCAUUGGGUUCGUGAUAAAGGGAUGGGCGCCGCAGCUUGCGAUACUCAAGCAUCAGGCGGUGGGAGCAUUUUUGACGCACUGCGGUUGGAAUUCUUGUCUGGAAGGGAUUGCGGCGGGUGUGCCGAUGGUGACAUGGCCAUUAUUUUCGGAUCAGCAAUUCAAUGAGAGGCUUUUAGUGGAUGUGCUGGGCGUGGGUGUGGGUGUGGGUUCGGUGGUGAAUAGCAUGAGGGAGGAGGAGAGGACGGUGGUGGUGGCGGAGAAAGUGGCGGCAGCGGUGGAGGCUGUGCUGGGUGGAGGUCAGGAAGCGGAGGAAAGGAGGAGGAAGGCGAGGGACAUGAAGGCGGUGGAGGAAAGAGGGUCGUCGGAAGUAGAGUUGGGACGGAUGGUGGACGCAUUGAGGGCUUUGAAGAUGGGCGGAACGAAGGAGGUAGCGGGAAAUGGAGUGAUAAGUGCCGACUGCGAAAUAUAG